AUGAUCCAGUUGAAAACAAAGUCGUGCGAAAAUCGCGUGAAAAAAUUUGUGUUUCUAACAGUUCACUUGAACGGAACUUUUGUGACUGACGGAAAGAAGCAACCGAUGUUGAGAUAUUCAGCAAAAGACUUUAAGGCUCUUCCCUGUCGUAGGCUUUUGAGCACAUUGAACUCAAGCGCUACUACAGAAACUCGUAAUGAAUCACAUUUAUCCCAGCAAAAACAAUUGAGAGAAAAGGCAUUGUCAGAGGCAUUGGCCAGAGAGGAAGAAGCCAUUGCCAAAGAGAAGGCUUUGAGGGAAUUGAAGAUGCACACGAAAGCAUCCAUCAAUACAUUGAACAGCAUCCCGACAACGCUUAUUCAAGAAAGAUUACAAGAAUUGCAAUCUCAGUUGAAUUCGCUUGACCAGUCGAAGGUUCAAUCAUUGAAUUCCGAAAUGGAGCAAUUUCUAUUACACAAUAUGAAGCUCCCACGGUCGGAAACAAAACUCAAUCCAUCCGUUGAACAUUCCAAUCUUAUUCAGGAUUCAGAAGUGCAAGAUGCUGGCGAUCCUAUGUCUCAAGUUAUAAAAACCACCGCAACUAGCGCCUAUGUCAGCGAGUAUCCGAAUUUGAAGCCAACUCCUGAUUAUAAACCAUACUCUUCUCAAGAGUUAUUCUUAAGGCAACUUUCGCACAUGAGAAAGUCUGGAAAACUUGGUUCUACGGUGACUGGAGUGUAUAACCCAAGCAACGACGUUCAGCACCCUCGUACAGUUGAUGAAAUUUCUAUCGCAACAUUAAUGGCUGCUGGUUGCCAUUUGGGGCAUUCGAAAGCCAUGUGGAGACCUUCAACCCAGCCUUUCAUUUGUGGUGAAUACCUGGGAAUUCACCUCAUUGACUUAAAUGAAACCCUAUCCUCUCUUAAGAGAGCUUCCAAAGUCAUAGAAGCUGUCGCUAGCAAAGGUGGUAUCAUAUUGUACGUUGGAACAUCAAGAACUUGGGAACAAUACCGGUCAUUGGAAGAAGCAGCAAGAAGAAGUAAAGGAUAUUAUGUCUCUCAUAGGUGGAUUCCAGGAACGAUAACUAACUUUACGGAGGUUUCUAAGCAAAUCGGUGGCUCUCAAGAAAUUGAGUUGGACCUUGGUGAUGAACCAACGAGACGAGUUAUCGAGUCCGAACUGAAACUGUUGAUUAAGCCUGACCUUGUCGUCAUAUUAAAUCCGGUGGAGAACAGAAACUGCAUUAACGAAUGUAUCAAUCUGAGAAUUCCUACUAUUGGCUUAUGUGAUACUAAUAUGGAGCCAUCAUUGUUGACGUAUCCAAUUCCAUGUAAUGAUGACUCCACGCGUGCUUCUUCUUUGGUUUUGGGUGUAUUGUCAGAAGCAGCCCAGAAGGGUGUUCAUUCGAGAUACCAAACGUUCCUGAGAUAUAAAUCAAAGAGUGCUUCAGCUUAG
Sungouiella intermedia is the source of this 1434-nucleotide messenger RNA. The record is from the annotation of a GenBank genome assembly. NCBI's taxonomy places the organism in Eukaryota, Fungi, Ascomycota, Pichiomycetes, Serinales, Metschnikowiaceae.